AUGCUUCGUAAUACUUAUUCUUUUGUUACAAAAGCAACACGCCAAAUCCAGUUAUCAGCCGCCUCUUCAUCUGUCUCUUUCACUGGAGUGAUUCCGACGGAGAAAAUCGAGAAACGAUACACAUUAAGCAGUGGACCAGGAGGCCAAAAUGUGCAGAAAAAUGCCACAAAAGUAGAGAUCCGAUUCAAAGUUAGCGAGGCAGAGUGGUUAUCCGAUUCGCUGAAGAAUUCCAUUGAAGAGAAGCUUUCACAUCGAAUUAACUCUGCUGGAGAGCUCAUUAUCGACAGUGAUAGAACACGAGAACGCCAUCUUAACGUUGCCGAUUGCUUCGAUAAGUUGAGAUCUGCCAUCUACGCCAUCGAAAAGGAGCAAGGAAAGCGACAGACUACCGAAAAAGACGAAAAAAUUUUGAGAGCGAGAGCAGCAAUUGCCACACAGCAUCGUCUAUUCGAAAAGCGGAGAACGAGUGAGAAGAAGACGUCGAGAAGAGCUGCCGUAGAUCUAUAA
Molecule: messenger RNA, 507 nt
Organism: Caenorhabditis briggsae
Lineage: Eukaryota; Metazoa; Nematoda; Chromadorea; Rhabditida; Rhabditidae
Exons: 4
Coding region: 1-507 (168 amino acids)
Biological process (GO): mitochondrial translational termination
Cellular component (GO): mitochondrial large ribosomal subunit
Molecular function (GO): translation release factor activity
Source: RefSeq, a predicted model, not a curated record